Molecule: messenger RNA, 4159 nt
Organism: Daphnia pulicaria
Lineage: Eukaryota; Metazoa; Arthropoda; Branchiopoda; Diplostraca; Daphniidae
Exons: 7
Coding region: 255-3689 (1144 amino acids)
Biological process (GO): proton transmembrane transport
Cellular component (GO): membrane
Molecular function (GO): proton channel activity
Source: RefSeq, a predicted model, not a curated record
CCGGAAAGUACUCGAGCCAGUCCAGUAGAUCGCCGACUUUUCGCCCGUGCGCAGUGCCCGUGUGUCCGUCUCCCGUGUUAAUUCGCAUUUUGUUCAUCAUCAUCACUUGUUGUUGGUUUUGUUUCCCGCAGUGGCAGUUUCAUGUGUCGCCCAUCCAGCAACAGCAGCCGCCGCCACCUGCCAGAGGAUUUAACCCCUCCGCCGACGGAUAUCCGCCCUGAUAGCUCCGAAUGCCCUGAUCUCCAUGCCUAAACAUGAAUGAGGAGCUGCUGCCCUACGGUGGCAACAGUGUGGCUAUUUGUGUCGUCGGCCCCUCAACCGAUCCGCAACAUCCGCCAACAACAGCCGACAGCAGCAGCACCACUACCACCUUUGUCGCCAAUGACAACAAGGAGCCGUCCAAACUCAGCAAGAAAUUGAGUAACAUUAGUGCCAUUAGCGACAAUUUCAACAGUUUCAUCAAUAGUGCCGUCGGCGCUGCCAUCGUCGUCUCUAAUAAUUCCGGCCCAGCUUCAUCCACCGCCUCCGCUUCUGCCCAGCAGCCGUCCAGGCGCACCAGUUUGGUCAUCGGCCGCAACCGCAAGAAAUCGCGCCGCUUGACCCUCACGCAAGUUUGCUCCGAAUUCGAGCGGCCCCAACAGCCUCUUCCGCAGCCCAGCAGCGAUCCGCCGUCGUCCGUCGUCGCCGUUGGCGACUAUGAGCACCUGCCCGUCUCUAGGACGUCCAGUUUGAUUUCAUUCGCUUCCGUCAGCAGCUCCUCGACGGCCAUUUCGUCCAUGUCGUCGUCCAGCUCCUCGUCGCCCAAGUCGCUGUCGCAGAGGUCGUCGACGUCGUCGUCCCAGCGCUCGUCCAUCUCUUCCGCCUCGGCCCAUCCCGAGCGAAAACUCAACCGCAUCUUUUCCAUUUUGCACUCGAUGCAACAGACUUUCCUCCAGGCCCAGCCAUUCGCCGCCGCCGCCCAAGCCCAGCAGACCCAAACGGCCGGCGGAGGAGGACACAAUGGACCAGCGACGCCACCGUCGCCAUCGUCGCAAAUGUCGGAGCCGCAGUACAUCGUCAUGGUCCCGCCGCGAUCCACUUCCGUCACGACGGUCCACUCGGACGCCUGCAAGAGCAGCGGCCACGGCCAAAGCCUGAGGCAUCACCAAUUGCGCCAGGCUCCUUCGCGCCAGCACAUUUACGGAAUGGGAAGGAGCCAGGAGUCGCUGGCCCUGGCCCAGCCUGGGCCCGGGUCGGGAGUCAACAGCCACCCCAACCAUUUGGCCAUGGGGGCCAUCGACAGGAACCGGCGGUUCGGGUCGGCCAACAGCUGGACUGGCUCGCAAUGCUCGGGAUUCACUUGCACGACGGUGACGACCAGCACGGAAGGGACCCUGUCGGGCUCGCCAUUGGUCCACGCUAUGCCGUACCACAAAGACGGAUGGACGUCAUUUUUCAUCGCCGGGAGUUCGACCUACGCCCAACUUUUAAUUGUCGUUUGCAUCGUGGCCGCCCUGUCGGAGGUGGUCACCCACAACGUCCCGUUUCUCUACUUUGAGGGAUUUUUCACUUACAUGUACUCGGUGUCGAUCCUGUUCUUUCUCUACGUGUUCGGCUAUUUGCUGCGCUCCAAGCGGAGGCGGGAGCAGAAGAAGCGACUGCGCAAAUUGAACAAAUUGAGGCGGACCCAAAUGAGCAGCGGCGGUGGUCCUGGCCCGUCGGGUCAUCAGGAUCACGAGAAAGAUAUUGGCAUCAGCGGCAGCUCCUACAGGAGCAACAGGAGCGCAUCAGUGGCCAUGGAAAGCGAAACCAUGGCCAGUACGUCGACCCUCAACCGGUUCAUCACUGGCAUCAGGAGCCAAAGGCGCAGGUUCAGUCGAGCCGGACCGGAUGGUGUCAACAAUUUGGCCCUGGAAAUUGGAACGGACGGCGGGAGGAUCGAGUCUCCGUCAUGCUCCAAACCGGCAGGCCAUCAUCACCAUCCGUCAUCCAGCGGAUCGGGCAGCAGCAGCAGCAAGAACCUGCAAUGGACCCCGUCGUCGGUGGGUUUCAAUUUGGUCGACGAGUCGCCCAGUGAAAUCGUUUCUUACGCCAUGAACAGCGACAAUGUCGUCAUCCCCAGCGGCGAAAUAACCGGUACUCGCACUCACGGUGGCGGCGGUAAAAUCAAGAAAUUGAAAGUGUCCAACAACGAGCACAGCCACGGCAGUUUCUUCUUAAGGGCCGGCGCCGUGGCUUUCGGCCUGGGCACCAUGAUCUACGACGGCCUGGAAUUCGGCGCUUUCCUGGAAGUGCCGCCCGAUUCGCCGUGUUUCGCUCUCCUGCGCGGACUCAAUCCCGUCCUUCACGCCGCAUUCGUCUUCCUCCAAAUGUACUUCAUCUUCAUCUCCGCCAGGUUAAAUAUUCACAAAUUCAAAGCAAUUGCUCGAUUCGGUUUGAUGCAUUGCCUGGCCACCAACGUUUGCGUUUGGAUCCGCACUUUGGUCAGGGAGUCGCUCAAGGAGAUCAAUCACCACCACGAACAUCACCCGAAAGGUGCCGAGCAAUUCCAAAUGGCGGCCCAACAGCAGCAAAUGGCGGCCUCUAGUGCUGCCACCGCCGCCGAUACCCAGGCCUUUCUGCACCACAUGGCCGAGGCUGUGGCGGCCGCCGUCGGCAGCGAAGAAGACGGUAGCUCAUCCGUUUACGAAUUUGUGAACGACACGUUGGCCGAAGCGCUCAGCGCUGCCAUCGAAGUCAAAAGUAAAGAAAAGUCACAUCUGUGGGAAUUGACGGGCAACGUCUCGUGCGGCCGCCACAUUUUCCUGGGCGAACUCAUCAUGAAAGCCGCCCCUUUUCUCUAUCCGUUUCUCAUUGAAUAUUCGCUGAUUGGCGCCGGGGUUCUUUACGUCAUUUGGGCCAACAUCGGACUCAAUCCAAAGUACAAGACGGAAGAGGAUCACAACGAAGAUUCCACCUGGAACAGCAAAUCUCGGCAGUUGAGGGUCGAUUGCGUCGGGGCCUCCAAGGGACUUUUCAUGGGCCUUUUUGUACUGACGGCCGCGCUGCUCUGCCUCAUCCUCUUCUUCAUCUUUGCCCCGCAGCCGCAAUUCCAUCGGCUCGGACUCUUUUUGGCCGAUUCCGCCCAUUUGUCUUUACUCCUCUUCUCCCUCUGUGCCAUGGCCAUCGGCUCCUACAGGGCCCGGCACCUUCACUUCCAUUCGGAGCAUAUGGAAGAGUUGGGCAGCAUUUUGUUGAGGGUCUCUGCCCUGGGCAUUUUCGCUUAUUCCGUUUUCUCGAUGAUCGCCGGAGCCUUUGCCAAUCAGGAGACGGACGAGCCGCCCGUUUUGGUUUUCAUCAACGGACUCCUGUCCGUCGUGGAAGUGACGAUGCAGAUGCUCUUCAUCUCGGACAUGUCGAGACGACGAGUCAAUUCCAUCGAUCAGGAUCGAGAGAAGCCGGGCAGACAGGCCGUCACUUUUCUGCUCAUCACCAACUUGACCCUGUGGCUCGUCUACACUUUUGAAAUGCAAAAAGUCGAAGCCAAUCCCGUCCAGCUCAACUUUUACGGCUUCCUGCCGUGGGCCAUCGUCCAGCGCAUCACGUUGCCCCUUUGCAUCUUUUACCGGUUCCAUUCGGCCAUGGUCUACGCUGAAAUUUGGAAGAAUUCGUACCGGUAUCACGGGCCUUCUCUAGAGGAAGCCCUGCCCAACCAGUACAUCAUAUCCUGAAGUGAAGGGAAUAAUCAUUAUUUAAUCUUUUUUAAAAAAAUUGUACGUGUGGACGUGCUGUGUGUGCGUGUAUCUAUUUGUGAGUGCCCGUGCUUGUUGUGGAAGCCAAUUUUUCAUUAUUUAAAACAAUCGCCAAACACCACACCUACUUAUCCUGUCUUUUGGGGGCUGUGCACAGCACAAGGCGCCCAUGUGGGGAUUUAAUUGAUUUCAUUCAUGUAUACCAGGGCGCCCCCCUUGCAACAGUGACAACAUCGAAGGCAUUUGAAUGAUUUCCCUCGUUAUGAAUUACGAGGCCGGUUUUCGCGUUCGACUUGAUUGCCACUCUAAAAAUUAACUUAUUUUUUCAAAUAGAAAUCUAACAUCUCUCUCUCUCUCUCGAUACAAAUUGAAGAAGUGAUUAAUUGAAGGUUACGGUUUCUAAUAAUUGUGACAUUGAACUAUGGAUAAUACAAAAAACGUCGUGGAUA